Molecule: messenger RNA, 11475 nt
Organism: Pecten maximus
Lineage: Eukaryota; Metazoa; Mollusca; Bivalvia; Pectinida; Pectinidae
Exons: 14
Coding region: 196-2577 (793 amino acids)
Cellular component (GO): cytosol
Molecular function (GO): poly(A) RNA polymerase activity
Source: RefSeq, a predicted model, not a curated record
GCUGCCGAAACCGGAAGUUGCAGCGACAAGUACUCGCUUGGAAGAGAAGAUGAUAAGGAUUCGCAAACAAACAUCAUAAAUCAGGCAUUUGAUUCUCAUUUGUGCGGCGAUAUCUUACAAAAGAAAGAUAAGUACAUGAUACCCUGAAGAUGUCAGUCAGGAACUAAACCCCCCUCGGCUCUGUGGAUUUGAAGUAUGUAUCGUGGUAAUGUUAUAUUAUCAAAUGGAUCUGUGGCUUCCCCAUAUGGCAUUGUACCUGGACAGCAGCAGCAACGGCCAGUCGUGGUGAAUUCUAUGUACCGAUUUGGUCAACAGACUCAACAAGCCACAUACAGGACUCGAUUACCUGCUCAAGCUGUUUCUGGACAGCCAUUGCGCAUGCCAGCAGUGUCAGCAAGGUAUGGUUCCUUACCGUAUACAGUGAAGCCCACCCCUUUGGUUCCGACGGUAGCAGUCAGAAGUCAGACCCAGUCCCAGCAGUAUAGUUCCACAGUUAUUGGAGGUUCUGGUCAAACACAGCAUUAUUCUUCUGUAAGAAGUCAAACUCAACAGUUCUCAGCGGGACCAAAACCUGCCCCAAAUGUACCGAUCUGUGUAAACAUACUCAACAACAACGCUAGCGCUGCUGCUGGCGCCCCCUUACAGCAAUCUGCUGUGGAGAAUGAACAGAUACGGAGAGUGAUACUUCAGAAGGCAAACAUUCAUCAGAGCCCAGGGAGUAAAACGGUUGUUACUAACAACACUAUUGUCUCCAAUAACACUAUCAUCAGAAACGAUACGCAUGAUACGGUCGUGAGGAACAAUACCAUCGUUGCUAAUAAAACUCUGGUGGCAAACAAUACGCUAGUAUCAAAUAGUACGCUGGUGAAAAAUAUCAAUCUUGUGAACAAUUCUCAAAUUGCUGUAGCAAACCUUGCCAGUAGAACUCCUAAUCUUCCACAGCAAAUCAGAUUCGCUAACCAGUAUAAUGCAGAAAUUCUGAAACAGAUUGAUGCAAAAAGAAGUAAAUUAUUAGCCCAACAAUAUUACAACAGACAAAGGUUUAGUCCUGUGCCUCAUAAUCAAACCAACAGUCAAAAAGAAAACGUAAAUUUAAUCCGCCUUCAAACUGAAAAAUAUCAAGGUAGUGAUAUCAGAGCGAUUGAAGGAAGAACUUCACCUGCUAAUUUGGACAGAAGUAUUUCUCCUGACUGCAUUGAAAGAAGCAUUUCACCAUUGGACACUGAAAAGAAUAAUUCACCAUCUAAAGAAGACAAUUCACAAGGUGACUCACUGAGUGACACUGAACCAAGCUGUUCAUCUACUGCAAUUAAAAGAAAUAUUUCCCCUUGUGAGUUUGAAAAAGUUGUUAAAUCAUCUGCGGACCAAAUCGAAGAAGAGAUUUCAGACAUGGCAUCAAAGAAUUUUGAAAGGCCACGUAGCAGAGACUCGAGACCAAAUUCCAGAAACUCUGAUUCAUAUCAGGAUCGGAGUUCAGGAAGUGGAAAGAGACGUGCAGACUCGCCCCAUGGGGAUGAUACAAAGCGAGUUCGAGGCCUGCAGUGGGGACAAGGUGUGGAGAAUGAUGUUGCCCAUUACCAGAACCCUGCCUAUGCUGGAACCACAAAGGCAAGUCAAGACAUGUUGGAUUACUUCCUCAAGAAUCACCAGACUGAGUCAGCAUUACAGAAGAAAAUGGAGUUGAGGGACGCACUACUCGCAAUAAUAACUGCAGCUUUUCCUUAUUGCAGUCUGUACAUUGUUGGAUCCUCUAUGAGCGGGUUUGGUACUAUGUCCAGCGAUAUGGAUCUCUGUCUAAGUUUAAGUGACAAACAUAUUGAUCAGACAAAGGAAGCACCAGAGAUUCUGUACCACAUUAAAAAGGCCCUGGCCAACUGUACCUUCCUGAGGGACGUGGUAGUUAUCAGAGCCAAGGUGCCGAUCCUUAGAUUCACUGAUAAAAUCAGUGAGGUGGAAUGUGAUGUGAAUGUCAACAACGUUGUUGGUAUCAGGAAUACCCACCUGCUACGUUAUUACUCUCAAGUUGACUGGCGGGUUCGGCCUAUGGUGCUGUUUGCCAAGAAGUGGGCUCGUUUCCAUGAUAUCAAUGAUGCCUCCAAAGCUACCAUCUCCAGCUAUUCCCUAAGUCUGAUGAUAAUCCACUACCUGCAAUAUGGCUGUAGUCCGCCAGUUCUGCCGUCCCUACAGAAACUACAUCCAAACUUGUUUGCAAAAAACAUCGACAUCAGAAACUUGAAAAUGAACCAUCAAAUGGACUUCAAAGUGCAGAACCGCCAACCCCUUGGUGACCUGUUUGAGGGAUUUCUGGAGUACUUCACCUACAAAUUCGAUUUUGAAAAUGAUGUUAUAAGUGUAAGAAUGGGUACAUCUAUGACAAAGCGUAUGGCUGUUACCCAGUCUGGGGAAGAAAAAAGCUGGAAACUUCUGAAAAUUGAAGAGCCUUUUGACUUCACCAACACAGCCAGGUCUUGUUAUGAUGUAAACAUCUUCGAAAGAGUGAAGAGAGUCAUUCGUGUUAGUCAUCGAAAGCUGAAACAGACUGGAAAGAUGUCCUCACUGUUUGAAUAUCCAUUCUAAGUUUGGACAAAAGACAGAAACUGUUCUCAAGAUGUCUUAUGAUCAUCAAUUCGGAUUUAUAAGAUAUUUCAGCAGAAAAGGACCAACAUGUGCUCGAUAAUCUGUUCUGAAACCCAUUCAGACCCUGAUUCAGUAUUAUAUAUCUUGAAAUCAUGAUCAGAAAGCUUUAGAGCAAACACAAAAACCGAAAUAUAUGAUCAAGUCGAUUCAUCCUUUCCGAUUUUUUAUAAGAAAUAAUUAUAGGAGAAUAUGUAUGAUCAAUUUUGGUUUGAAUAGGAUGUCAAGUCUUAAGACUAGUCUCUGAUCCACUGAAAACGCUUUGAAUAGGAGGAACUGGUCAGAUAUAUGACUUGUAGAGGAACAUUGAGCAAACAUAGCAUCUACAAAUAGUGAAAGCGAUGGCUGAAGUCAAAGUUUAAACUAGUGGAAACUUUUAUCUUUGUUAGCAGGAGCUCUUCAAGAAAUCUGAAAAUUUUCCCUUGGCUUCCUCUGAAACUGAUCAGCAUUCUGUCUGGAACAGAAUUUUCUACAUUGCGGCCAAUGUGUACAGCACUAGUCCUACUGGCACCGAUAUACUCUACUGUGGAUACCAUGAUGGGAAUUUGUGAUUUAAAAGUGUAUAUAUCUCUGAACUGAACCAGUCGCACUAGAUGUGUUGACUGACCUGACAAGACUGGUUCAGGCAUCUUUAGAGCGAUACAUAUAGUGUUAUGAAGGGAAAUCAUUCUGCAGAAAUGAGAGCAGAAUUCAACGUCUGUGACAAGCUGGUGUUAUAUAGGGAAAUCAGUCUCGAGAAAUGAGGACGGAAUUCAAAGUUUGUAACACAAGCGAGUUUUUGCAGAAAGAUAAAAUUUUGAAUCACAGAAUUUUCCAGCCGUAUUUGACAUGCACAAGUUAUGAGUUGACUCGGUUCACAAUGACAAUUGUGUUAUCUUAAAUUGCACCAGAAUCACUUAUUAAAUCAACAUUGCUGUGUCCUUGUAUACUAUACGAAAUCCAGUGAUGACUGAAAAAAACAUUCAAAUUAUUACUCUUGGACUUGGUGAUAAUCUUUAAACGUACUGUAAAAGCAAGUUUACACUGUAUUUUGUGAUUGACAGUCAAGUGUUAACCCACAUGUGUGAAACCUGCAGUUUAGUGUUGGCUCUUUUUCUUGUCGGUGUGAUAGCAGUACAUGGUCGUGGGGUAUAGGUAUGUGUAAGAGGGGAUACAGCUACGUGUUAAGACAGGUACCUAUUUAGAGGAAUACUGUUAGUAGUGUUAUAGGUACAUGUGAGUGUUGAUAAGUUGGGGAAAAAAAACUUGUACAUUUUUGUGAAGAUAUAGAUAUAGAAGUUGAAGUACAGGUUAAUUCAUGCAUAUAUAACUGGUGCUAGUGGAGUAGAUAACUGUAAAUUAAAAAUUAGAACAUUUCAUGAAGGAACUGGAGAUUGUUGUGUGACCAGUAAAAUAGUUACCCUCGGUUACAUGUGUACACAGUAAAAUAGUUACCCUCAGUUACAUGUGUACACAGUAAAAUAGUUACCCUCGGUUACAUGUGUACACAGUAAAAUAGUUACCCUCGGUUACAUGCGUACACAGUAAAAUAGUUACCCUCGGUUACAUGUGUACCCAGUAAAAUAGUUACCCUCAGUUACAUGUGUACACAGUAAAAUAGUUACCCUCAGUUACAUGUGUACACAGUAAAAUAGUAACCUUCGUUACAUGUGUACCUAGUGAUAGUUACCCUCGGUUACAUGUGUACACAGUAAAAUAGUAACCUUCGUUACAUGUGUACCUAGUGAUAGUUACCCUCGGUUACAUGUGUACACAGUAAAAUAGUAACCUUCGUUACAUGUGUACCUAGUGAUAGUUACCCUCGGUUACAUGUGUACACAGUAAAAUAGUAACCUUCGUUACAUGUGUACCUAGUGAUAGUUACCCUCGGUUACAUGUGUACACAGUAAAAUAGUAACCUUCGUUACAUGUGUACACAGUAAAAUAGUUACCCUCGGUUACAUGUGUACCCAGUAAAAUAGUUACCCUCGGUUACAUGUGUACACAGUAAAAUAGUAACCUUCGUUACAUGUGUACCCAGUAAAAUAGUUACCCUCGGUUACAUGUGUACCUAGUGAUAGUUACCCUCGGUUACAUGUGUACCUAGUAAUAGUUACCCUCGGUUACAUGUGUACCUAGUGAUAGUUACCCUCGGUUACAUGUGUACCUAGUGAUAGUUACCCUCGGUUACAUGUGUACCUAGUGAUAGUUACCCUCGGUUACAUGUGUACCUAGUGAUAGUUACCCUCGGUUACAUGUGUACCUAGUGAUAGUUACCCUCGGUUACAGAAGGGUAGUUAGGGUUCAGUGCGGACUAGAAAGUGACUGGUGUCUGAUAUGUAUAGUAUUCAAUAAAUUAUAAACUAUACCCACAUAUAAAUGAGGAUGCUAAAAUUCAUAUACUUGUUUAUUAUUGUACAUUGUAAAAAUUAUAUGAUUUGUUCAACAUGAGAAAUGUUCCAUUUUAUUUCAUUUGGUUUUUACUAACCACCUGAUAUACUUCAGUAUAUUAUCUCCUUGAACUUAGUAAAGUUAUUCAAAAAUUCUUUUACUUUAAACUGAGUUAGAAAAAAAUUCCAAAAUAUGGCGCAGAAAAUAAAACUGAGGAGGGUCUGAGUCUUCAAGUGUAAAGUGUACAGGGAAUGUUUUGGUCAGUGACACGCUUGGUUUUUUGGGCGAGUUCCAACUGUGUUAAUGGAGAUGAUAUCAAAGUAUUUCAGUUAGUAAGUAAAAACCUCAUUCAUAAAAUUAUAACUUGAAAAAAGCAAAUUUUCACAACGAUUUUAGUUUUUUCAUGGUCAUGGUACAAUGAAUAUUUCAUGUAGUGUUAGAAGUUAAUUACUUAUGAAGUAUUACUGUACAGAGUGCUAUAUAUAUGAUUUUUGAGAGAUAACUUAUCAUUGAUUUAGGGCAGGAGAACGAUAAACAUCAAAUGUAUGUAUAUUUGUUUCAAGGUAACUGUACCAUACUGAUAUGUCUGUUUUGAGAGAAUGUUAUACAUGUUAAUGAAAUCUUGUCGUACUGUAAUCACAAAUAACAUAACCAAUUAUCAAUUUUUGCAAAUUCAUUCUCUUUCAUAAGUAUUUGCAAGAGUUUGAUGAUUGCAAGUUCCGAGACCAAUGCACAUUAUACAUUUUAAAUAAGAGGGACGAUUACAUGGAAACUAGUAUUAAUCCUUCAUAUGUCCAUGUAUACAGUUUUGUGUUCAACACUGUUGCCAUAGUGAAAUUAUCAAAACCAUUCUGUGCUUUUCGUUUAAGUCAGGAUGUCAAUUACAAUCUCCCACUUUGUCUAUAGAGUGAGAUUACAGACUGUAUACUAAUAAUAUAUUAUUUAAUUAUUUCAGUCAUUUUGUAAGGCUUUUUUUCCUUUUAUAUGAGAAUUUAUAUUAGUACAACAUACAUUUUAUCUGUAUCUUAGAGAAUAUGUAAAACUGUAUACUAGUUAGUCUAUUAAAGCAUAUACCAGGGGUCAAUUUCAACAAUAUUCUUUAACCUAAAAUUUUGCAUUGGAAAGCAUUACAGAAUUUUUCGUUUAAAUUAAGUACUGUUUUCCUAUGGAAUAAUUCAAGUUAUGGAAUGUUGAUGAAACUAUGGCCAGGUAUAUUGUGUAUGGUUUAGUAUUUAUUAUUUAAGUAGAUUUAAAGAAAAAUGUGGUGUAUUUUUUGUAUAAUAUGCACUUUUGAUUUACUACUAUGUACCAGGUAUACAAAAAUGAGUUGACUGACACUGCCCUAUUGUAGAUAAAAUAUCACUAGUACUACAGCUAGCAGAUUUAUAUAUCACGAGUAGAACAGCUAGCAGAUCUAUAUAUCACCAGUAAAUCAGCAAGCAGAUUUAUAUUAGUGCCGACUGUGUGAUAUGUACGUUAAAAUCACUAAAUCCAUGAAAUUGAGACUAUCGAGUUAUUUAUGACAGAAAAAUAAUUGUACAUGGUUAAAGGUUACCAGUUUAAGUUAUCAUACAAAUAACAUAGGUGUAAAAAUAAACCUGUUUAAGUUGAAUUUAGAAACUGUUUGAUAUAUAUAGAUUCUCAUCAGACUGAAAGUUUUGUUAUGGCUGGUCCAGACUUGCAUUAAUAUUGUCUGAUAAAGAAUAGCAGAAUUGGUCCUGAGGAUAAAAAGGACACGAAAAAUAGUUUUACUCCUACUAUCAAUGAUGAUGUUUUAUGAUAUCUCAAUUCAAAUUUGCAAUCAGACCAAAGUGUAAAGUAAACAAUCAAGCUAUUGUAUUGCUGUUAGAAAAGGAAGAAGUAAUAUUAAAAGGUCAACUGCAGGGGCAUAGAGUCUAGAAAAGUCCUUGAAUGAACUGAUGGCUUUGCAAAGCCUUAAAUCCUGGCCUAUGUAUGUCCGUAUAAACUCAUUUAUUUUCCAUGCAUUUAACUACACAGGGACAUAAAUAUGGGGAAAUGCAAAUUAAGUUGAAAUUUGGAGAGUGACUCUUUGUUUAAAACUUGGGUGCAUGAAUUCAAAGACGUAAUUUUAAAGAUGAAUUGCUUGUUGUGUUGCACUUAUUGGCCUGAAAAAUGAUGAAUUUACACUGAAUUGCAAGUUAAAUGUGUGACUGAGGAUCCAUACCUUGCAAAAAUAUUUAAUGUAAAAUGUGUUUUAUUCCAUUGCAAUAACAUUUGUUGAAAUUGAAAAUUAAUAUCAUGGCUAGUAUUGUUGCGGCAGAAGAUGAUCUUGCUAAGAAGGUUAACAUCUAUUAUAAAAUAAACUUAUUAGUAAAAUAUAUCAUUGAGAUAACUGAGACAACUAUAAUUGUUCUGUGUGGUGAUUGAUAUAUUGAUAUUCUAUGUAAAGAUGUAAGCAGUAUUGUGGUAUAUAAACCAUAUUUAUUAGUUUCCUACAGGUGAAACUGGGAGGACUAUUGGUUUCCUCCCCAUCUGUCAGUCCGCCCACUCAGUUUCCCUCAUUUUUCUCAGCCAUGUUUCAACUUAAGUUGAUGAAAGUUAGUAUGCAACUUCAGUAUGAGUAGCUACAGAUAAGGUUUGAGUUUCAGGUUUUUUUUGUUAUGGUCAAGGUUACUAAAAAGUGUAUAUUUAGCAGGGGCUGGUAGGGUACAUGUAUUGCUUUGGAGUAUAAGCAUUACCCAGCAUGCUUGUUUAACUUUUCAAGUCUUGCCCAUCCAACACAAUUUAAAAAGCAGCAAUGUAUUUUUUAUUGGAGUGACAUUUUUUCUUAAUUUUCAUACAUUCAUCCAUGGUCAUUUCUCAUCUGUGGUCCUGGGAAGAGGAAUUAGGUUGGGACUUUGUGGAGUUAUAGCUUUUUUGUAUCAAAAGCAUUGUUACAAGAUGAUUAAUUUUAUUCAUUUAUAGUUCACAGAAGAUAUUCUUUGAAAAGUUAAAAUGAAUUGUUUGAAAAAUUGAUUGUGAAAUUCUAGUUUCAGUUGAAAAAUUCAUUCCUUCUCUGUUUGAACUCUUAGAUAAAUGCAUAAGCUUUAAGUAUUACAUAUUUCUAAAUUACAUUUUCUUUUAUUAAAACAUUCAAUCCAUGCAAUUUAAAAUCAUGAGAAUUAAAUUAGUUGCCAUUUUCUAACUGGUGACUUUUGGAUUUACCAAGUAUGUUCACCUUUUUUGCAAGAUCUUUUUACUUCAGCUUUCAAUCUGGAAUUAUUCUUGCAUGGAAUUUUGUUUUUCAUUCACUAAUUCAGCUUUGGUGAUUAUGUAAGUAGACUUUAGGUCUUAAUUAGCAAUAUGUUAGUGUUGUGAAUGUGUUGUCUAUCAAAUUGUUUCGUAGAUUGUGAUGUGUGUUGUUAUACCUUAGUAAAUGUACAUUUAGUAUAUCAGAAUAAUAUAUUUCAUCAGCAGAUUAGCAGUUUAUCCUGUGUUUGACAUUUGAGAUUAUUAGAUUUUUGAAAAUUUUGUUACUACUGACCAAGGCAGGUAUACCAUUUUCUUGUUUAAAUCAUAUUCUGUUCAUCAGUCCUCAAGUCAAAUAUCUUUUUGAUUAAGUACUCACAAGGCUCCCACCUCAGAUAGCCGACAAGCUAGGCAGUCUGUACUGAUUAAGUACUCACUAGGUACCCAGAUAGCUGACAAGUUAUGCAGUCUUUACUUGAUUAAGUACCCAGAUAGCUGACAAGCUAGACAGUCUGUACUUGAUUUAGUACUCACUAGGUACCCAGAUAGCCGACAAGUUAGGUAGUCUGUACUUGAUUUAGUACUCACUAGGUACCCAGAUAGCUGACAAGCUAGACAGUCUGUACUUGAUUUAGUACUCACAAGGUACCCAGAUAGCCGACAAGCUAGGCAGUCUGUACUUGAUUUAGUACUCACUAGGCGCCAAGAUAGCUGACAAGUUAUGCAGUCUGUAUUUGAUUUAGUACUCACUAGGUACCCAGAUAGCUGACAAGUUAGGCAGUCUGUACUUGAUUUAGUACUCACUAGGUACCCAGAUAGCCGACAAGCUAGGCAGUCUUUACUUGAUUUAGUACUCACUAGGCGCCAAGAUAGCUGACAAGCUAGACAGUCUGUAUUUGAUUUUGUACUCACAAAGUACCAAGAUAGCUGACAAGCUAGACAGUCUGUACUUGAUUUAGUACUCACUAGGUACCCAGAUAGCUGACAAGCUAGGCAGUCUGUACUUGAUUCAGUACUCACAAGGUACCCAGAUAGCUGACAAGCUAGACAGUCUGUACUCAGUCUGUACUUGAUUUAGUACUCACUAGGCGCCAAGAUAGCUGACAAGCUAGGCAGUCUGUACUUGAUUAAGUACUCACAAGGUACCCAGAUAGCUGACGAGCUAGGCAGUCUGUACUUUAUUUAGUACUCACUAGGCGCCCAGAUAGCCGACAAGCUAGGCAGUCUGUACUUGAUUUAGUACUCACUAGGUACCCAGAUAGCUGACAAGUUAGGCAGUCUGUACUUGAUUUAGUACUCACUAGGUACCCAGAUAGCUGACAAGCUAGACAGUCUGUACUUGAUUUAGUACUCACAAGGUACCCAGAUAGCCGACAAGCUAGGCAGUCUGUACUUGAUUUAGUACUCACAAGGUACCCAGAUAGCCGACAAGCUAGACAGUCUGUACUUGAUUUAGUACUCACUAGGCGCCAAGAUAGCUGACAAGUUAUGCAGUCUGUAUUUGAUUUAGUACUCACUAGGUACCCAGAUAGCUGACAAGUUAGGCAGUCUGUACUUGAUUUAGUACUCACUAGGUACCCAGAUAGCUGACAAGCUAGACAGUCUGUACUUGAUUUAGUACUCACUAGGCGCCAAGAUAGCCGACAAGCUAGGCAGUCUGUACUUGAUUAAGUACUCACAAGGUACCCAGAUAGCUGAAGAGCUAGGCAGUCUGUACUUUAUUUAGUACUCACUAGGCGCCCAGAUAGCAGACAAGCUAGGCAGUCUGUACUUGAUUUAGUACUCACUAGGUACCCAGAUAGCUGACAAGUUAGGCAGUCUGUACUUGAUUUAGUACUCACUAGGUACCCAGAUAGCUGACAAGUUAGGAAGUCUGUACUUAAUUUAGUACUCACUAGGUACCCAGAUAGCCGACAAGCUAGGCAGUCUUUACUUGAUUUAGUACUCACUAGGCGCCAAGAUAGCUGACAAGCUAGACAGUCUGUAUUUGAUUUUGUACUCACAAAGUACCAAGAUAGCUGACAAGCUAGACAGUCUGUACUUGAUUUAGUACUCACUAGGCGCCAAGAUAGCUGACAAGCUAGACAGUCUGUAUUUGAUUUAGUACUCACUAGGUACCCAAAUAGCUGACAAGUUAGGCAGUCUGUACUUGAUUUAGUACUCACUAGGUACCCAGAUAGCCGACAAGCUAGGCAGUCUUUACUUGAUUUAGUACUCACUAGGCGCCAAGAUAGCUGACAAGCUAGACAGUCUGUAUUUGAUUUUGUACUCACAAAGUACCAAGAUAGCCGACAAGCUAGGCAGUCUGUACUUGAUUUAGUACUCACUAGGUACCCAGAUAGCUGACAAGCUAGGCAGUCUUUACUUGAUUUAGUACUCACAAGGUACCCAGAUAGCCGACAAGCUAGACCGUCUGCACUUGAUUUAGUACUCACAAGGUACCCAGAUAGUCGACAAGCUAGGCAGUCUGUACUUGAUUAAGUACCCAGAUAGCUGACAAGCUAGGCAGUCUUUACUUGAUUAAGUACCCAGAUAGCUGACAAGUUAGGCAGUCUGUACUUGAUUUAGUACUCACUAGGUACCCAGAUAGCUGACAAGCUAGACAGUCUGUACUUGAUUUAGUACUCACAAGGUACCCAGAUAGCUGACAAGUUAGACAGUCUGUACUGAUUAAGUGCUCACCAUUAUUAUGAAAUUUUGUUAUUUAUUAGGCUAUAAACUGCAGAAAAAGCAUUAAAGUGACCAUUUGUACAAAAUAAGAUUUGCAUUAUAAUAAGUGUACCAGUGCACCUGUAAAAAGUGGCUAGAACUUUGGAAACUAAUGAUAGUAAGUCUGACAGCACUUUUGUACACAUCUACCGCAAAAAUACCUUUCAAGACCUUCCACAAAUUUUCUACUAUUUCACAAACAGAAUUUCAAGAUUUCUAUAAAUUUCAUUGACCAAUAUAUGUAUUUAUAAUCAGUGAUGUCUUUGUUUCAAACUAUCAUCCUCAAGUCAAUAUCAGUAAUCUUAAUAUAUUUCUAAGUACCAUACAAACAUAUUCAAUAAGUUGUCAUGGUAAAUCUUUCACUAUGGUAGCAUUUUUUUACUCUCUUAAUGUGAUGUGGUUUUGGUUUGAUGAGAGAAAUAUGAUUGGAUUUGUUGUGUUGUUAUUUGUAAUCAGUAUCUAGUAAACCUGUUGCAUCCUUAAGAGUGUACUAGUAAACUGUAUACCUCAUCCAGACUAUUGUAUUAUCUGCAGUGAGAAACUCAUUGAAAAUAAAUAUUUUUCGUUACUUUU